Molecule: messenger RNA, 2033 nt
Organism: Andrographis paniculata
Lineage: Eukaryota; Viridiplantae; Streptophyta; Magnoliopsida; Lamiales; Acanthaceae
Product: probable serine/threonine-protein kinase At1g01540
Exons: 7
Coding region: 249-1802 (517 amino acids)
Biological process (GO): protein phosphorylation
Molecular function (GO): ATP binding; protein kinase activity
Source: RefSeq, a predicted model, not a curated record
CACCCCCGCCCCACCCCCACUGGCCUCUGUGUGUCGACUGUCCUCUUCUGCCGUUACCGACAGCCAUAUUUCUCUUCUUCAAAGUCUCACUCCUUCAUUGCCGCAGCUGAAUAUCCCCAAACCUCGUCCCUUGCAAUCAAUUGAUUCUCUGAAUUAAAGGGUAAGCAAAAAGCUUGUCUUUUUUGAUCGAAUCGUCUGUUGGGGAGAAAGAGGUAAAACAGAGGGAGGGUGGGUGGGAGGUAGGGAGGAUGUCUGAUGGGAAGCCGGCGUUUCUGAACGACGAGCUGUCGAAGAGAACCUCGAUAUUCGGGCUGCGUUUGUGGGUGGUGCUCGGAAUCUGCGUCGGCGCGGCGAUCGUCAUCUUCCUCUUCCUCAUAUCGCUUUGGUACACUUCCAGGAGGAACAGGAAAACCAGCAGAACACACGUGUCCUCCUCAGCAGCCCUCAAGAACAAUCCCACCAUCCCCAAUGUGUCUCGGGAAAUCCAGGAAAUUCGGGUCGACCCGUCCCGGAAGCCCGAAUCAGACCCGAGGUUGCUCCUCCCGGCGCCGGCCGGGUCCGAGGCAAUUUCCGAGCCUGACGCAAUUGAGGUCGACGGCCAGAAGAUCCACAUUGAGAUUGGAAAGGAGCACCGGAUUACCUACCCGGAGAAGGUCGCCCCGGGCUCUGGGUCGGGCGGUGAUACCCGACCCGGAAGCGACCCGAUUUCCGGGCCGGAGGUUUCGCAUUUGGGGUGGGGCCAUUGGUACACGCUGCGGGAGCUUGAGGAGGCUACCAACGCAUUUUCCGACGAGAACGUGAUCGGAGAAGGAGGGUAUGGAAUUGUUUACAGAGGGUUGCUCGAUGACAAGACUAAUGUCGCCAUUAAAAACUUGCUCAACAACAGGGGCCAAGCAGAGAGAGAAUUCAAGGUCGAAGUGGAAGCAAUUGGGCGUGUUCGUCACAAGAAUCUGGUGAGAUUGAUUGGCUAUUGCGCUGAAGGAGCUCACAGAAUGCUCGUUUAUGAGUACGUUAACAAUGGCAACUUAGAGCAGUGGCUCCACGGCGAUGUUGGGCCUUGCAGCCCUCUUACAUGGGACAUAAGAAUGAACAUCAUAUUAGGCACUGCAAAGGGCUUGACCUAUCUACAUGAAUGUCUCGAGCCGAAGGUCGUCCACCGCGACAUUAAGUCGAGCAACAUCUUGUUGGACAAGCAAUGGAAUGCCAAGGUGUCUGAUUUCGGGCUUGCGAAGCUCAUCGGCUCCGAAAAGAGUUACAUCACCACGCGAGUUAUGGGGACUUUCGGCUACGUAGCUCCGGAGUACGCGAGCACCGGCAUGUUGAACGAGAGGAGCGACGUAUACAGUUUCGGGAUUCUUUUAAUGGAAAUAAUCUCCGGGAGGAAUCCCGUUGACUAUAGCCGUCCGCCGGGAGAGGUGAACCUGGUGGAUUGGCUAAAAACAAUGGUUUCGAGUCGGAAUUCGGAGGGAGUUCUCGACCCGAAGUUACUCGAAAAGCCGUCAUCGAGAGCGUUGAAGCGCACCCUUUUGGUGGCUCUACGUUGCGUCGACCCAAACUCUCAAAAACGGCCGAAGAUGGGUCAUGUUGUGCACAUGCUAGAGGCUGACGAUUUCCCAUUCCGCGACCAGGAUCGAAGGGGCGGAAAGGAACACGGUCGGGCGAACACACGCGACAGCUUAAAGGACGAUGUUAGUUUAGCCGAUAAGUUGCCGGUCGAACCUGGCGACAGCAGCGGAUACGAAAGCAGCGUUCAAACUGCCGAUCGGACAUUGUUGAGGAAGCAAGAACUCGAAGAAGAAUAGUUCAAGAAAUUAGCUCUCAAUGUACAUAGUUAUAUAUAUAUAUAUGUAUGUAUAUGUCUCAAUCGCCAUUUGUGAUGUUUGGUUUGUUUUGGUGAAGGUGAAGGUGAAAAAGAAUGAGAGAAUUAGCAGCAGUUUUUGGUAAUGUAAUUUUUUCCUUUUGGCAGUGUAAAAAGAGUAUUCUUUAUGCAAUAUCCAUCUUCAAGUAGUUUAAUUUAGUGUGAUAAGAUUAAA